AUGGCCGCCGCUGCUCACACCUGCCUCUUCUCUACUCUCACCUGCCUCUUCUCUACUCUCACCUGUCACACCUGCCUCUUCUCUACUCUCACCUGCCUCUUCUUGGCGCUUUUCACACCAACUGUGACGUCACGCAGAGAUGUGCUCGAGCUCGGGGACGCAGACUUUGAUUACCUGGCAAGCGAGCAGGACACCAUGCUGGUCAACUUCUAUGCACCAUGGUGUGCUCACUGUAAGAAAUUAGCUCCUGACUUUGACAAAGCAGCAAGCAAGCUAAAGGGAACGGUCCAGUUAGCCAAGGUGGACUGCACACUUCACGUGGACAGGUGCAGUCGUUAUGGCAUCAGUGGGUAUCCUACACUGAAGAUCUUCAGGAAGGGGAGAGACUCCGCCCCCUAUGAGGGUCCUCACUCUGCAGAGGGGAUGUAUCAGUACAUGAAGAAGCAGACAGGUCCAGACUCAGUCAGUCUGUUGACUAAAGAAGACCUGCAGACCUUCACCCAUCACUGGGAUGCUUCUGUUGUAGGUGUGUUCUCAGGUGAGGAAAGUCCACGUCUGUCUGAGUUCCUAAAAGCUGCAGGACUUCUGAGGGAUCAGUUCCAUUUUGGCCACACCACCCACAUCAACCUUUCCUCACCUUAUGGACUCCAGUCUGAAGGUGUGUUGUUGUUCAGACCUCCCAGAUUGGCCAAUCAGUUUGAGGACAGCGUUGUGGUUUUUGAAGAUUUUCUCACCAUCUCAUCUCUGAGACGCUUCAUCCGAGAUCACAUAUUUGGACUGUGUCCACACAUGACUUUGGAGAACAAGGAUCUUCUGCGAGGUCGUGACCUCUUGACGGCGUUUUACCACCUUGACUACAAACACAACCCCAGAGGGUCCAACUACUGGAGGAACAGAGUGAUGAAGGUGGCGUCCAAGUACAAGGGGCGGGGCCUGACCUUUUCAGUAGCCAAUAAAGAAGACUUCCGGUCUGAGCUGGAGGCUGACUAUGGUCUGGGGUCUUCAGACAGUGCAGAUCUUCCUCUGGUCACCAUCCGCAGCAAAGUGGGCCACAAGUACACCAUGAGGGAGGAGUUCACGCGGGACGGCCAGUCUCUGGACCGCUUCCUGGACCAUUACUUUGCCAAGAGACUCAAGCCUUACAUCAAGUCCCAGUCCAUCCCCGACAAGCAGAGUGCUGCUGUUAAGGUGGUGGUAGCGGAGUCGUUUGACGCCAUCGUUAAUGACCCCAACAAAGAUGUCCUGGUCCAGUUCUACUCUCCAUCCUGUCCUGUCUGCAAGAAGAUGGAAGCUGUUUACACACGACUGGCUGAGACGGUGUCUUCUGAUGGUCACAUGGUCAUUGCUAAGAUGAACGCACUCCACAAUGACCUGCCGCCUGGCUACCAUGUACAAGGCUACCCAACAAUCUACCUGGCCCCCGCCGGCAGGAAGGACGCGCCUGUUCGAUAUGAGGGGGGCCGAGAACUGCGAGACUUCCUCCACUUCCUGCAGCAGGAAGGCAAUAACGGCGCAUCCAAACAGGAGUUGUGACAGUCAUUACCUGUGUCACAUGACGGGAUCGAUUUAUAUCAAAGGAAGACAUGAAACUGCUACAGGAAAAUACCAAAAAAAAGAAAAAAACGCCAUUAAAAUAGGAGCGCAAGACAAGAAGUAAAACAGUACACACAGGAAAACAGCAAAAAAGUCCAAAUAAGUCAGGGUGUGAUGUGACAGUACACCUACUUUGAUUGAUUUAUUGAUUGAUUAUUUAUUUAUUUAUUUAUUUAUUUAUUUAUUUCUUCAAGGAAAUCACUUUGCAAUCAAAUCAUUCUUUGAGUGCUGAAGUGUUGUUGCUUUUUGUACCAGAAUAACGAUGGGGAAAAAUUAACUGUGUAUAAUGUGUGUGUUCUGAAAUAGUGACAGAGAAUAGAACAAGGAUGGACAAUUCAACCCUUAACUCAACAAUGAGUAGAUGAGUGUUAUGUGUGUCUAUAUGUGUAAAUAAAUGAACACUGAAAUUCAA
Nerophis lumbriciformis (worm pipefish) is the source of this 2005-nucleotide messenger RNA. RefSeq names its product protein disulfide-isomerase A3-like. Gene Ontology annotation, molecular function: protein disulfide isomerase activity. The record is from RefSeq and is a predicted model, not a curated record. Gene Ontology annotation, biological process: protein folding; response to endoplasmic reticulum stress. Lineage: Eukaryota; Metazoa; Chordata; Actinopteri; Syngnathiformes; Syngnathidae. Gene Ontology annotation, cellular component: cell surface; endoplasmic reticulum.